CUCCGUUUUGCUGGCUUUUGGCUCCUCCAGGCUUUGGCUCUUCCUCCGAAGACCGCAAGAGUUAGAUAUUGGCUCUUCUCCCGCGGCCGUCGGCUGUGCGUGCAAGAUAUCGCUAACCGAGGAUGGCAAGGCAGGAGGCCGCAGCCAGUUUGUGCGCCGCCGCCGCGACCGCAGCGCUCACCGUCUCCCUGCUACGACGCGUCCGGCAGCGCCAAAAAGCUGCACGAGACGCCACGGCGUUGAUCGCGCAGCUCAAAGCCCUGAACUCGACGGCGGCCUUGGUAGUGACCAAUGCAAAGGGCGACGCCUUCGCGGCCAAAGCCCUGGCGAAGUACGUCCGCAAGGUCUGCGGUGUAUCAUCAGGAGACGCAUUAGAGGACGCGACGCGCCUCAUCCAACACUGCAAGAACGCGACGCCACCGUCCGCAACCGCCUUCGGGCCUCGCAAAACGCUGAGGCACGUUCUAGUAAGAGGCUGCGUCAGCCCGCAACUCCUCCAUGAAAGGUUCCCCCAAAUCAAGGGCGCCUACACGCAGCAGGCGCUGGAUUACGGCAAAAAUAGUAGGUAUGGCGACCGCUGGAAAAUAUCGUGCUAUAUUGUGGUCCUGGAAAAGUGGAAGCCGAAGAUCAUGCCCCACGAGCCCAUGGUCUCUGCUCUGAGCGAUGUCGUCGACAUGUGCUGUCGGCGGUUCGAGGAGUGGUAUCUCGAACGGUUUGAAAGAAAACGUCGCGCGUCGGUGAUGAACGCGUUUGUUACGAGGUACCGCCCCAAGCCCGACGAGGCGGAGCUCAAGAAGCACAUCGACGGGGCGAACGUCGACGGGAGCGUGAUCCUGGCCCUCCCGACGGACGAGCCCUUCGAGGGUGGUCAUCUCAAAGUCUGGGACGGCCGGCCGACCGUCCUCCACGAGUACGCGAUGGCGCCGGGCGACUGCAUCUUUUUGGACGCGCGGGUCUGGCACCAGGGCUGCGCGAUCACGAGCGGCGCGCGGUACGCGCUCGUGCUGUUCCUGCGGCUGCGUAAGUAGGAGUUUUGUU
Messenger RNA from Pelagomonas calceolata, 1038 nucleotides. The record is from the annotation of a GenBank genome assembly. Lineage: Eukaryota; Pelagophyceae; Pelagomonadales; Pelagomonadaceae.